UAUAAAAGCAAAACAAAAAUAAACAAAAACAAUUUUAUAAUUUCCUAUUUCAAUGCUUUUUUAUUGUUUUUCUUAUAAAGAAAAUUAAUUAAUGCAUUUUUUCGUGAAGAAUUGAAACUAUUCUAUCAUAAUUUGUGCUAAUUUUGCAGAAUCAUUGUGAAUUUUGUGUUUGUUUUGCCAUGAAAAAUUUGGUGAUUUUCAAAUUAGCUUCCGAUGAGAAUUCUCAGCAGGAAAUCCUGCAAAAAUAUGCAGAAAAUGGAAUUCUUGCUACAUUUAUAACACCUUUGGUCUUUGCAUUUAAGAACCUAAAGGAAUGGGGAGCAGUUUUGCAAGGAGAGAAGGAGAAUUUCCUGGGAAUAAUCUUCACAAGCCCUCGAAGUGUUGAAGCAUCAUUGGAAGCUCUCUCCCAUGGAAACUCCCUUCAUUCUUCCUGGCAUACUGCACACAAUUACUGCGUGGGCCCCACUACGUCACAAUUAGUGAGCUCAAAACUCGGCCUUCAGUGUCAAGGGGAGGAUUCCGGGAAUGCUGAAGUUCUUUCGGCGUACAUUCUGGAAGACAUGGCAAGCAAGGGCUUCACCAAGGGUACUUUCCUCUUCCCGUGUGGGAAUCUCAAGCUUGGAAUAUUGGAGAGGAAACUCCAAGAAGGUGGAUUCUUCGUUCAACCGUUUGAAAUCUACGAAACAAUUUGCAAUCCCGAACUUGAAGAUGACUUUGAGAAGAAUUUCCCCAAAGAAGCUGAAUAUCUCUUAUUCUACAGCCCUUCCUGUGUUGCCUUUUCCCUGCCGAUUCUCCGGAAGAGAAGGGAGAAUGUGGAAAAGCUCAAAUUCAUAGCAAUUGGUCCCAGUACUAAAAAAUCCAUUGAAGAUGCUGGCAUUGAAGUCUUCAGAGCUUGCGAAAAACCUACAUUGGAGCAUGUUUUGAAGGAACUAUCUUAGAAAUAAAUUUAUUCUUUUACUA
Messenger RNA from Lutzomyia longipalpis, 960 nucleotides. RefSeq names its product uroporphyrinogen-III synthase-like. Gene Ontology annotation, molecular function: uroporphyrinogen-III synthase activity. The transcript has a single exon. The record is from RefSeq and is a predicted model, not a curated record. Lineage: Eukaryota; Metazoa; Arthropoda; Insecta; Diptera; Psychodidae. Gene Ontology annotation, biological process: uroporphyrinogen III biosynthetic process. The coding region runs from base 180 to 938 and encodes 252 amino acids.